GUGCAGACGGCAAGCCACUUCCUAUCCAUGCUGGCGCGCAGACGCUGGAGGAGAAGAAGAAGAGCUAUCACGUCUCGGCCGAGUCGCUGGGCCUUCGGGUGCACUGCGAAAGCUGGCCCGGGCUCAAGAAGACCCUCCAGGACCGAUACGUCAUGGACGAACCGCUCGAGGAGCUCGGCGUCUACUUCGCCGUCCUCGACGGUCACGGUGGAACACAGGUGGCGGACAUGGUGAAGGAGAAGCUUCACAAGAAUGUCCUCCAGCAAAUGAGGCAAAAACAGGUUCAACCUGCGUCUCGGGACGAGAAAAUCAAACUGGCCAUUAAGGAGGCGUUCCUCCAAACCGACAAGGAGAUUUUGGCUCUAGCAGAGCGCAAGAAGUUUGAGCUUGUUGGCUCCACUUGCGUUUCAGUGAUACUGCAUGGCAACCCGAAGCUGGGGACCGCCCUGCGUUUGGUAGUGUCAAAUCUUGGAGAUUCGCGGGCCGUGCUCUGCCGUGCAGGGCAGGCCGUGCCAGCCUCCGAGGAUCACCGACCAACUCGAAUCGAUGAGAAAAAACGCAUUGAACGAGUUGGCGGUCUCGUGUUGCAGGUUCGUGGAGCUUGGCGCGUUGCCACCUCGACGAAUCCCAAUUCCAUGAACAAGGCUGCCAGAAGAGAAUACCAGGGCCUCGCCAUGACCCGAUCUUUCGGCGACCUGCAUUUCAAGCGGCCCAUCGGGCUGGCCAUUGCGGAACCGGAAGUUCGGAUCGUUCCUCUUUCGGACAAGGACCUGUUUAUAGUUCUUGCAACGGACGGCGUCUACGACGUCCUCAGCAACCAGGAAGUUAUCGACCUGGCCAUGAGGCACUGGCGAGAGCCCGAAGAAGCCGCAAAGAACAUUGUCCGAUCAGCCUACAAACGCGGGAGCGAGGACAACCUGACCGUCUUGGUGGUGCAAUUUGGUUGGGCUGACAAGAGUGUUCCGAAGUACGUGGGCAAGACAGGAGGCCAAGGCCCGGUGGCCGCCGCUGCGACCAUCGAAGCAGGAGUGGUCAAAGGCUCCUCGGGCCCGGCCUCGGCGAAGGCGGCCGAUGACAUGGACAUGUUCGGCUGA
Messenger RNA from Symbiodinium necroappetens, 1094 nucleotides. Lineage: Eukaryota; Dinophyceae; Suessiales; Symbiodiniaceae. The record is from the annotation of a GenBank genome assembly.